Molecule: messenger RNA, 7645 nt
Organism: Culicoides brevitarsis
Lineage: Eukaryota; Metazoa; Arthropoda; Insecta; Diptera; Ceratopogonidae
Exons: 9
Coding region: 1022-7645 (2207 amino acids)
Source: RefSeq, a predicted model, not a curated record
GAUUAUUGUAACAGCAACAAGGAACGACGCGUGUGGACAUAAGUGCAUAAAUUGAAAAAAAAAAAUAAAAAUUGUCCUGAUUUGCGAUAAUUUUACCGCUUCUUACUGAAACUGUUUAAUUUUUGCAUCAACAAAGAAAAAACCAACGGAAAUUAAAAACUCUUGCAAUUUUUUAUGAUUAAGUAGUUACUUUGUGCACCUCCGUGAUAUAAUUGAAAAAAAAAGUAAUAAAUAAUUCAAAGUGAAAUCACACAAUUUUUGUAUGUUGCUAACUAUUGUUGGAGCGCACGAGUGAAGCACAACAAUAAAAUAAAAUAAAUAGAAUUUAUAAAAAAAAAAUUAAAAAAAAAGAAAUUAUCAUAUUUUCUUAUGAUUUAUUGCAUUUCUCUUUGACUUGAACGAUCUGUUUCGUGCCAUCAUCAGCAACACUCACCCAGACGUCAUCAUCAUUAUUAUGCGGCGAGGAAAAGUUAGUCUGAAAUACGCAGAAAUUACGUAAAAACUCGGGUGUUGAACAACAUAAUAGUAAUAAUAAAAUAAAAAAGCAGAAAAUAAUGAAAUACUUUCCUCUGGAAUUUCUUCCAGAUCAUAAUUAUUAUUAUUAAUGUUAAACGUGAGUGCUAUUGUUAUAUGUAUAUUUAUUUGCACACAACGCAACAUAAGUAGUACUUUACUCAUAAAGACACGCCAGUAAAUCAUUAAAUUGUCGUCUUGAUAAAAAUUAUUGGAUUCCCUCGCUAUUGUGUUUCGUUUUAAGUAAAUAUAUUUGAGUAAAGGAGGAACUUUGAACGUCGUCAAAUAUAUUCAUUCUGUCUCUCAGUUGUAAAGAAGAAGAAGAAAGAAGUAACGGACUAGAACAAGAAAAAGUCGAAAACUUCCUGAUAUCGAAACAAUCAUCCAAACAGUACGGCAAGCCUGGAAUACGCCAAACUCGAGGUCGCUACUUCAAAGUCGCGACGAAGCUGAGUUCGCAACAUCAUUCUGGGACGUCUCAACCAACACACAUUACAACGUUUUCCAAAUGGGGGUUGGAACGACAAACGGGACAACGACGAUGAUCGCAGCUGGUCCCGGGCUGCUAAAACGUCGUUAUUCCGUGCCCGAAAUCAUCAUGAGAAAACACUCGUUGGCUCAACAAAAGUCCUAUGAAGAAAGUAUCGCGCUGUCGACAGCACCUACAAGUGUUGGCAGCGGCGGAAUUAAAAGCAAGUUAACAUCUACAGAUUACAGAAAUGGAAAUGGGGGCAAUGUUGGCAGCGUAAUGACUAUGGGCUCAGAUUCGAAUUUGUCGCGCAGUUAUGCAGCAGCAGCAGCUACGACGUCGUCGUCAUGUGUUAAUAACAAUAACAAUAGUCAAAACAAUCAACAUCAUCAUGGCAUGAAGCAGGCGAAUGGGCAUGUCACGACAGGCUGUAUGGCACAACAACAGCAAGAACGAAAUGUUGAAUAUUCGAUGCGUAAGGAGCUACUUCGUCGAUUAUGGAGCAAAGAUAUGAAAAUCGUUGGCAGACCGAGUAGUUUAUCGCCGCCCUCGAGACGAACAACACCGCGUCGCUUGUGCUUUAAUUCGUCAACGCUCGCGGAAAAUUCGCCCCAUACGUGCGAAGAGUGUCAAAAACUCGGCGUCGAUCGCAAUAACACCGAAGAUAACAAUAAUGACACAAAACGCCUCAAAUUAUCCGCAGGACGUUCUUUGGAUUCAAGUGUCAUAAUCGGCAACACGAUAAAACAUAAAAUAAGUCCAUUAUCUGAAUCGAAUUCGAGUCGACCGACAACUGAAAGCUCGCAACCCAUUCACAGUACUGCCUCCGAAAAACGUGCUGAUGCGUCAAUUAGUGAUUUUAGUGAUAACACGUACAUUAAUACGACACGAAAAGAGGAACAAAUCAGAAAAUCUGUGCUAAUAUACAUGACUUCGUUAGAGAAUAACCUCCUGAGUGAGGAAAACGCGCGCGAUUUAUUACGCGUAGAAAUCGAUGCCCCAACUACGGGCGACACUUCGACUCACAUUGAGUCAGAUUUCGCGGAUAAAACGAACUUUGAAGAGAGUGCUGACAGCGGAAAUGGAGAUGCUACCCAAAAUUUGGAUAAUUUCAGUAGCGGCGAAGAGAACGAAGCUCGGCUUGAAGCUGAAAACCUUAAAAAUAACAAUUUAAGUAGCAGUAAUACGGAAAAUAAUGACGAUAAUACAAACGGUAACAAUGUAAUAAAAAGUGAAGAAACCAAUUUCGAGGAAAGCGUUUCCGUACCUGAUAACGAGAGUAUCAAAGCAUCGUCACGUCAAACGUCUGUGAGUAACAAAAGUCAAGAGGAACUGCGUUACGAGAGUUUUACUGCUGUGACAAACGACAGUGAGAAUAAUUUAUUAGAAUUAAUUGAACAAUCAAACGAAUUAGCGUUAGUAGAAGCUGCUGUUUCGACAGUUAUCGACAAAAAUGGGAAUCGAUGGCGUCGUGAAACGCCAAGUCCUCCAUUGCAAUUCAAUGAAAUUGUCAGAGCAGAUACAGUUUUUCCUGAAAGACAACAAAAUCGACCAACAGCCUUGCAUAUAACUUCACAAUCAUCGACAGGGCAUAUUCAAGAUGUCAUUGUACGUGAUGGAACAAUGAGUUAUUUCCCAAGUUACUCCUUGGUUGAGAGUCGAGGAGAUGUUUCAAGUUACACUUCGCAUACUUCAGAUCAAGAACCUGAAGCGAUUGGACAUGUUAACUCAGGAUCUGCUUAUCCAGAAUUGGAUUAUCCGUAUCAAGUUGUUGUUACGAGACUUUCUGCGAUCCCGAGAACGAUGUCGAUGGAAGUUCAACCCUCAUCGACAUCUGCUGAAGAAGAACUUGAUGGCGUUGAAUAUGAUUCGUGUGAAGAAGACAGCAUAAGUCUCGUAGAUUCAUUAGAUGAUCCUCUCUCGCCGAGACCUUUGCGGAAAAUGAGACCUAAAAAAUCCGCUGAAGCAUUUUUUAUUCCAAUAUCUGAUCCUGCGAAUCGGAUUGAUGAAAACGUGGUUGUUUCAGAUUCGAUGCCUGAUAGUCUCAAGGAACGUCUUGAUAGUCGUCAAUUUCGACGAGAGAUGAAAAAAGAUUCUGAAGUUCGAAGGAAGCGAUGGAAAGUUGAGCAAUACAGUUUUGAGAGGAUUGAGAAAAGACCUGUUAAGGUAGUUGUCGAUCGUGGUUCACGCAAAGAAAAUAUCCCGCUUCAGAGAAAGGUGAAAGUUAAACCUGUGCGAGAUAGUUCAAGUACGAGUACAACAACAACGACGACGACGAUGAAUACAACUUCAAAGCGAGUCUCUCAUGUUAAACCUCAGAACAAAAAUGGUCUUCGAAAGGAAAUCGGGAUGCUUGAAUCAUACAAAAUUGAUGCAAGAGGUAAUAUGCAAUUCAAACCCGGAGGUAAAGCUGUGCAAGAACCAAUUUCAUCACGACGCGCCUUUAAAGCUCUUCCGCUCGAUGAACCUUUCGUACGAGAACCUGUUCAAACAUCUACUCACAAAAAAGCCAAAUCAAAACCCGAAAAAACAAGUGAAAGUGUUCGUCCUACUCCGAAAGUCGAUCGCAUGGAAGAACGUCGCAAACAAAUCAUCAAAGAUGUGCAACAAAUGACGUUGUAUCAACAAGCUGAUUUAACGCCUGAUAUCGAAGGAGGCCCGCGACGAAUGUAUCAAAAGACAGAAAUCCAAGAAGGCGACAAAAGAAUCGAAAUUUUGGAAAUUGUCGAAUGCGUUGAUACAACUCCCGAAAGUUCGCCCGCAAAAUGGUCUCGAGGAAGUGUAAAAACUCCCCGAAGUUCGGGAAUUGUAACGCGAAACGUUGUACCGCCUCGCAUUUCGUCAAAUCGAACGCCAAAGACUUCGUCGAAAACGGAUGCCAUGAAAAGCCAAAGCUCUUCCAAAGUUACAGGUAAAACCCCGAAAUCGAGUGGCGUAACGAGAAUCAUUCGAACAAGCAGCUCGCGUGAAAAUAGCCCAAAAUCAUCGACGAGAUCGAAUCCUAAUAAAGAUCGUGCGAUUGCUGAUAUGCUAAUUGAUGCUUUGAACAGUAAUGAAGAUCCGAAUGUUGAAUUUGUUCAAUCGCCCAAAGAUCAUCUCAAACCAAAUGCAAAGAGAAGUGUCCCGCGAAAAGUUGUCACGAACGGAUCUCGAAGAUCUGCGAAUAGCGGAAAGUAUUUGCAUCAAUUUGAGGUUAUCCCUGAAGAAAAGAGCGGAAUGUCAUUCGAUUCAUCGAACGAAGAUGCUUUAUCUUCAAGAGCUCCAAGUCAAUCCAAGGAGCCUACAGUAAAGAAAAUUACUGAAGAAGAAGAACAAGUUAAAGAAAAAACUGAAACUAAACCUCAAGCAUCUCCUAAAAACACAGAUACCCAAUCAGAAAACAUUGAAUCAGUUGACGACUCAACCUCCGUUCAAGAAUCAGAAACAAGCAAAAACGAUCAAUCUGAUCAACUUCAAAGAAAAAGCAGCAAAGAUUCAAGUGAUUCCGCGACGGAAGGUUCUGUCAAAAGUACUUUCAGCAGCAAAACGAGCGUUAUUGUAAGACAUUCUGACACAGCUUCAAACAUCAGUCGACAAAAUUCGCGACAAGAUCUUCGUCCUGAAUCGCGUCAAGUUAAAACAGUUCCCGCAAAAGCGAAAUCUCCCGUUCCAACACGUAACACAAACACCUCAAGCUUAUCCAAAAACACGAAAGAAACCAAAUCAAGUGAAACUCUCGCAGCAACGACAAACAAAAGUAGUUCAAGUAAAGCUAAAGCUACUCCUCCAACGACUCUCGUUACGAAACCACAGAGUAAUAAUAACUCAAAACCAUCAUCGAGAUCAUCUUCAGUUCAACCAACUUCAAAACUUUCACCAAACUCCAUGGAUAUCCUCAACGGAAAUGUAUCUUCGUCAAACGGAUCUGCGAAAUCUGAAUCUGUCAAGUCUCAAAUCGCAAGAUCGCCUGUCAGAGUUGUCGAUAAGAGUCAAACGCAUCUUUCGCCACAGAAUUCGUCGGAACGAGCACGAGCCGCUGUCAAAGGCGAAGUUGCCACGUCCAAAGGUUGGGGUAAUUUCUCGAAACCGUAUCAUGGCAGUCCAGCGGAAAGUGCUAAUGAAGGUAUUUUUCACCAAUUAAUUUAUGAGAAUGCAAGUCAAAAUCCCUCUGUCAUUCCAAGUCCCAGUCUGUCGUCGUCCGUUCACAAUCACCAUCAUCAUCACGAAACGCAAAAAAAUCAUCAUCAUCGCCCAUCAUUAUCGAGUCUCGCAUCCACAUUUACCACUUCUUCACUCGAUCCCUUGUACAGUUUAGGAAGCAUCAUGUCGCCUGCCGCUUACACAAAUGCCCCAACGACGAGUUGCGGUCUCGAAUUAUCGUACGGCGCAAGUAAUGCAUGUCAGCAACCCCAAUUUCACAAUCAUUGCGCCUUGCCAUCGCCUUCAACGACGCAAAAAACGCAAAAUCCGCCCUUAACUUCCGAAUCGGAUGGAUGCGGCAACAUCAUGCGCAUCAUUGACCAAACUUUCAGGGAUAAUCCCGACAUUUUUUCAGAUAAUUAUCUGAAGCGAUUCCAAAACUCCGACUCGAAUCGCGAUUAUAAUUGUUGCCCGGCGCCUCCAGGCACGUCGGGAACUGCUGAAACUGUCAUUUCGCGCGAUUUGACGGUGUCUCGCGUGAAUGACGACAAAAAAUGUGACUGCACAAAAAGUUUCAAUGGCACGAAGGAGGGUUCAAAUGCAUGGCAACUCAUCGAAUCGAACGAUUGUAAGCUCAUCCAACAGCGAAUUGAGUAUUUUGAGAGUUUUGGUCCCGAUGCUGAUGCGGAAAUGAAUGGCGGGAAAGCUUCCAUGUUCCUCUACAAAGAAAAUAAAAUAAUUUCGGGCGAUGGAAGUCGAAAAAAUGAACUUAAAUUAGCAAAAAAGCAACAAGCUGCUAUUUGUUCUGACUCACAUGACUCCGGAUAUGCUGCCAAUAACUCAAGUACGAGUCUAAAUCGUGAGAAAAGUGCUUGCAGUGAUUGUUGUUACUGCAAUCCGCUCCUUCAUACUGAUCCAAAUAAGACGGAAUGCAUUUAUUGUCGCAAUAAGACGCCAAAUGUCGAAGAAACUGUCCCCGAAACGCCUUGUUCCGUGCAUGGGUAUUACGAAACGAUGAAAAAAUCCAAUCACAUCCAUACGAGGAUCAAAUCUCGUGAGUCGGAUACCGUCAGUGUCAAAUGCACGAAGACCAAUGAACGGAUUAAAAGGACUUGCUGUCAAAAUGAAUGCCAGGCGCCGUCAGUUGAGAAGCAGGAAACACGUAAAAUCGAUCCAAAAGGCAGCAAAGCGGGCCUGAGUCGCCCCAAAGACAUCAAUAACAUCCUGCGAACGACAAAUGUGCAAAAAGUUGAGAAGGAAAUUCACGAUAAAAUCAGUCCAAAAAAGCAUUCUGUCAAACAAUCGAUCGUUAAGGAGCAAAAACCAAAGGAAAUUCGCUUACCAAGUCCGUACAAAUGCAUUUCCUCGAAUAGUUACGAAAGUACGUCGGAUUCUUCGUGUUCGCUGACUUGUUCGCCGACGAAAAAGACAACUUUGCCGCAAGCACAUUGGCAACAAAAUAUUCCCCUAAAGUCAAAAACAAUCACAAAAAGUCAAAAAAUUGUCACAAAUUCCUUACCGAGGACAUCAAGGGCUUCUCUUUAUCAGCAUGCGACAUCGCCGGAACAUAAAUUGACGACAAACAAUAAAAAUUUGCACGAUUCGCGCCAUCAUUCGGAUAAUUUGGACACAAAUGCAAACCAUUACGGCGGUAAUCAUCACCCUACGACGAACAAUAACAAUAAUAAUGAAAAUAACGUGUACAAUAUUGACAGUGAUACGCAAUACAAUAAUUUUGUUAAUAAUAAUAAUAAUCCUGAAUGCACAUCUCCGAAUAUUAUAACCACUUGUCACACAACUACUAACAAUGUAAAUACAAAUGGGAACAAUAUGACGACAACUGCAGCAUGGUCCGUUACUGUUCAAGGCAAUUACGCUGCAGAAUUGGCGCCGAAUGUUGAUCUCAAGCUGAGUUUUCCCGGUUCGAAGAUGAAUACGCAAGCGAUUCAAAAUAUGAACUCGAAUUGGGCGAAACGAAGUAGCAAUAAUCCCGCCAAUAAAUGGGCUCCGAUGACAGGUCCUGUACCGCCAAUUGAUCAAAUGUCAAUUGGGGGAAGUUACAAAGCACCUCCAGCGUUGCCGGCAGCAAAUACAUUCAAUCCGAAGAAGAAUUUGACGCGGGAAGGAGGUCCUCCAGUUUCUAAUUGGAUACGCACGCCAAUGCAGAAUCUGCCUGGAAUUCUCGCGCCCGAAGACCAAAACAUCGGAACAAAAGAACGGAAAGGCAUCAAGUCUGUUGCGAGUAUGAUCACGGGAUUGCGACACGCACAAGGAUUAGGAGUUGGCGGAAGUCGAGCAAUGUCCUUCCAAUCCAUCAAUCGCAUGCAAGGAAACGAGAGAUUUUUCGAUCAAGCCACCGAUAACAGCCGUUCAACGACAACAAACCAACGACGCAUGUCUGUGGGAAGCGAAGCCUUAUCCGUAUCGGGAGAACGCAUCGCACCUGAAAUUAAACCAAAAGUACCGACAAUGAGUGAAAAAGACUUGACACGAAAGAAAGGGAGCAGUUUUACACGCAAUACUCAAAUGCGAUAUCAAUACUAA